This is a messenger RNA of Pyrus x bretschneideri (Chinese white pear), 1398 nucleotides long. RefSeq names its product receptor-like protein 2. NCBI's taxonomy places the organism in Eukaryota, Viridiplantae, Streptophyta, Magnoliopsida, Rosales, Rosaceae. The record is from RefSeq and is a predicted model, not a curated record. Gene Ontology annotation, molecular function: protein binding. The coding region runs from base 1 to 1398 and encodes 465 amino acids. The transcript is spliced from 4 exons.
AUGGAAGAAUCACCUCUGGUUGACUGUGUCAAUGAGGUUGCCAUCCGCAUCUUUGAGGAAUGCAGGAGGACACGGACUAGUUCCAUCGACAAAGGAAACAAGGUUUUUGCUGCUGAGGAGAGGGAGCAUUUGGGCUUGCCAGAGGGGAUCUUUCAUGCUGGUCACAAUAAUCUCUCAAGGCUACUUCCAGAAGAUAUCUAUAAUGCUACCAAACUCGAAGAAGUUGUAAUACCUCUUAAUUCACUAUAUGGAGGCAUUAGUGAUAAAAUUGUCAACCUCACAAUCCUUGACCUCUCCUUCAAUCAACUAAGCCCAGUGCUCCCUCUCCGUUUGGGUAAGCUGUCCAGGUUAAAAAUCGUAAUCCUCAAUUUCAACGACCUGCAAGGUCCAUUGCCCCAAUCUUUGAUGAAUUGCGCCAACCUUGUAGAACUACGUUUGGGACAAAAUGACUUGGAAGGAAACAUUGGGAAGCUUAAUUUCUCCAAACUUGUUCAGCUUACCAAACUUGACCUGUAUAGGAACAAGUUCAUUGGUCGACUACCUAUAUGGUUGGCAAAGCUAAAGAGUCUAGAGAUCUUGACUCUGCAAGGUAACAAAAUCACAGGGACAAUUCCUAGCUGGUUGGGGACUAAUCUACCAAGACUUUUUCAUAUAAGCUUGGCAAUAAACCUUAUUUCAAGUGAACUUCCAAAAGAACUUUGUAGAGUACCGGCGUUGGUACAUGAACCUGUUGCAGCUCAAGCAAAUUAUGAACUCGAAUUACCUCUUUACACGGACACAGACAGUUUGCCCCGCAAAUUGGCUAACUUUCCUCCAACGAUAGAUCUCCCUAUUAACAACAUUGCCGGUAAUAUACCGCCUGAGAUUGGCCAACUGCAGCUUCUUCGUUACUUGCUUCUAGACGAGAACAACUUCUCCGGCAACAUUCCAGAUCAAAUGUCUAACCUUAAGAACUUAGAAUAUUUGAAUCUCUUCACGAAUCACUUGUCCGGAAAAAUCCCAUCGUCUCUGGCGAGCCUUAAUUUCUUAAAGGCAAUUGAUGUCUCGUACAAUAAUCUCGAAGGUCCAAUCCCAACAAGCACUCAGCUCCAAAGCUUUGAAGCUUCUGCAUUUGAGGGGAAUCCAAAACUUUGCGGUGCACCGCUUCCAAACGAGUGUCGCAGUGAUGCGCAUGAUAAGAAUAACCGAGAUGAUGAGGACGAUGGGCAUCAACUACCGUGGUUUCAUAUUUCCUCUGCGUUCGGGUUUAUUUUCGGAUUCGGGGGAGUAUGUGGUUCUUUGAUCGUGAAGAAGACAUGGAGAUAUGCGUACUUUCGGUUCACAGACAAUGUAGAAGAUAGGCUUUAUGUCAUGUUAGCAGUGCACAUGAAUAGCAUGAAUGAUGGCUUAGCUAAAUAG